Messenger RNA from Cucumis melo (muskmelon), 985 nucleotides. Its product is annotated as protein MIZU-KUSSEI 1. The record is from RefSeq and is a predicted model, not a curated record. NCBI's taxonomy places the organism in Eukaryota, Viridiplantae, Streptophyta, Magnoliopsida, Cucurbitales, Cucurbitaceae. Gene Ontology annotation, biological process: hydrotropism. The transcript has a single exon. The coding region runs from base 194 to 919 and encodes 241 amino acids.
GUGGAAGAAGGUGAGUUUGAGUUCCUCUAUUCCCACUUGAAAGAUUCCAAAUGACAUACAAAACCCCAACCCAAAAUGACCAACAAACCAACUUUUCCUCUCCUAUUUAUCCCUUCCUCCAUUUCCUUUCCUUCUUCUCUCUUACUUACAACCAAAUCAAAAAAUUCCCAAAACACACAAACAAUAAUCAACCAUGCCUUCUCUUCACUCCAGCCCUUUCAUGGACAAUUCCGCCUUCCUCCCCCUCCUCCGUCACAUUACCAAACGCCCUAAAUCCUCCUCCUCCACCACCACCACCACCACCACCGGAGGAAGUGGCGGCGGAGGCGGCGGACUCCUUAAAAUGUUCAAAUUAUUCCCAAUGUUAACCUCCGGGUGCAAAAUGGUGGCCCUCCUUGGCCGCCCCAGAAAGCCCCUUUUAAAAGACAACGCGACGACGGGCACAAUCUUCGGCUACCGUAAAGGCAGAGUAAGCUUAGCGAUUCAAGAAGACCCUCACUGUCUUCCUAUAUUCGUAAUCGAAUUGCCGAUGCAGACGGCGGCACUGAACAAGGAAAUGGCGUCGGAUAUUCUGAGGAUCGCGCUGGAGAGCGAGACGAAGAGCCAUAAGAAGAAGGUAAUGGAGGAAUUCGUGUGGGCUGUUUAUUGUAAUGGAAGGAAAAUUGGGUAUUCGUUUAGAAGAAAACAAAUGUCGGAUGAUGAACUUCAUGUUAUGCAACAUUUAAGAGGGGUUUCAAUGGGUGCCGGAGUUUUGCCGUCUCCGGCGUCGGAAAAGGAUAAUUUGGAAGGGGAAUUGACAUAUAUGAGAGCUAGAUUUGAAAGGGUUAUUGGAUCUAAGGAUUCCGAAGCUUUGUAUAUGAUUAAUCCCGAUGGGGCUCCCGGCCCUGAGUUGAGUAUUUUCUUCGUCAGAUCUCAAUAGAAUAAUAUCCCUUUUUAUAUAUAUAACUAAAACAAAAAAACAAUCAAAACUCUGUUUCUAAUUUAA